AUGCCUACAGCUCUUCGUCAUUAUGCUGCUCAGUGCUCUCCCGCCACUCAGCUCCCUGUUGAGCUCUGGGACAUCAUUUUCGAUAUGAGCAGGGAAUCUCUGACCUUGCCCAGCUUGGCUCAUUCCCCGUUGAAUGUCUCUCAAGUUUGUCGUCGUUGGCGGACGACUGCACUCCUUCACUCGGCAUUGUGGUCCACUCUGGCUGUCGUGGUUACUCAGCGGCAUGAGUCGUCGGUGGAUGCGCUACUUGUACUCGUCCACGUGUGGCUCCAACGCGCCGGUCGUCGUCUGCUCGACAUAUCGUUAGCGCAGCUGAAUUCGGUCCACACCGCCAACUCGCUGGGCUCAUUACUUCAAGUCGUGUUGGGGCAUUCUGACCGCCUGCAUAGUCUGGAAAUCAAUAGUCCAGAGGCAUCCCUCCUUUCACUCGAAAUGCGACAACUCUCGUUUCCAGUACUGGAACAUCUCAAAAUCAACACACCUUGGCCUACACUCGCCACCCCAGACCUUGUCGUCGCUUUGAAUGAUGCUCGGUGCCUGAAAACCUUUACCGCUCGCCACACUUUCUUCGAUGUCGGGAAAAUCGGCGGCUUGGCUUACAAUGAGCUCACCGAACUCACCCUCCUCCCCCACUCCAACGCGCCUGGGGCAAUAUUUUGGAGCAGCGAUGACGCCUUGGACUUGCUCUCCAGCGCAGCACAUCUUAUUAAGCUCCGUUUGGCUUUCAAUGACACUCUUCCUCGCCGCCGUUCUAUGGCGCACGCACCCGCUCUACGCUCACUAUCACUCAAGUUCCGCGACUCAGAAACACCGCAACGGUCUAUCAGGGUUGGGGCUUUCUUCAAUCUGCUCGACACCCCAAAUCUACUCCACCUAUCCCUUCGUGACCAUGGCGCCAUGAUGUGGCCCAUCAGCACUUGGCCUCAGACGCCAUUUCUCUCGUAUCUCGGCGCCACGCAGCUCCGCUCCCUGCAUCUCGCCAAUCUGCCGCUAUUUGAAACGCAGGUGAUCGAGUGUCUCCAACGAGUGCCAAAUGUGGUCGAGCUUGUACUCGAGGCACCUCCCAAUCGGGGGUCGCAACGCAACGUCGGCGAUCUUCUCUUGAGAGCUCUCACCAACCAACCCCAACCAAUCGCGUCAGCUCUUCGAACUGUCGAGUUCCGCCAUUGCGGAAAGCGCUGCACGGAGGAGGCACUCAUCUCUAUGGUCGACUCGCGCGCAUUGGAGUAUUUGAGGGUCCAUCGCUCGGCUUUGCCCAGCCCAGAGCUUGUGCAGCGCGUAGCAAAUUGGAAUACGGUCGUCGAUGUUGUCUACUGA
Messenger RNA from Mycena indigotica, 1317 nucleotides. RefSeq lists its product as uncharacterized. The coding region runs from base 1 to 1317 and encodes 438 amino acids. NCBI's taxonomy places the organism in Eukaryota, Fungi, Basidiomycota, Agaricomycetes, Agaricales, Mycenaceae. The record is from RefSeq and is a predicted model, not a curated record. The transcript has a single exon. Gene Ontology annotation, molecular function: protein binding.